UGUUGUGGGUCGGUGGGCGGGGCGGCUGGCUGAUCGAGCGAGGCCGCACCGUGGGCUCGCGCGGGGCUCAGCUUCCUCAGCGCCGGGCGCGGACGGCUGCCAAGCGUGCCAGCGGCCGCUGUUUCUCCGAGUCGCUGUCUUCCAGGCUCCGGCCGGUGGUCGGCAUGGCCCGUGGAAAUCAAAGAGAACUUGCCCGCCAGAAAAACAUGAAAAAAACCCAGGAGAUUAGCAAAGGAAAAAGGAAAGAGGAUUGCUUGACUGCCUCCCAGAGAAAGCAGCGGGACUCUGAGAUCAUGCAACAAAAGCAGAAGAUAGCCAAUGAGAAGAAGUCCAUGCAGACAAGAGAAAAAUGAUGACUGGCUUUUUGGCAAACCUGGGUGCUAUUGCCAGUGGGGUGCAUCAUAAGCUCUAAGAUCAAAAUUCCUCAGAGUGACUAAUCAUUACCUGUGUUAUUACUUAUCCUUAUAAAACUGUCUAUUUUAAACUUUACUUUUCACCCUUACUUAUGUUUUAAGACCAUUCUCAAAGAAUAAAACUC
Messenger RNA from Microtus oregoni (creeping vole), 538 nucleotides. It is a transcript of the gene Serf1a, whose product is annotated as small EDRK-rich factor 1A. The record is from RefSeq and is a predicted model, not a curated record. The transcript has 3 exons. The coding region runs from base 165 to 353 and encodes 62 amino acids. NCBI's taxonomy places the organism in Eukaryota, Metazoa, Chordata, Mammalia, Rodentia, Cricetidae.